This is a messenger RNA of Coccinella septempunctata (seven-spotted ladybird), 2023 nucleotides long. Its product is annotated as zinc finger protein 69 homolog. Gene Ontology annotation, biological process: regulation of DNA-templated transcription. NCBI's taxonomy places the organism in Eukaryota, Metazoa, Arthropoda, Insecta, Coleoptera, Coccinellidae. The record is from RefSeq and is a predicted model, not a curated record. The transcript is spliced from 4 exons. Gene Ontology annotation, molecular function: DNA-binding transcription factor activity, RNA polymerase II-specific; RNA polymerase II cis-regulatory region sequence-specific DNA binding. Bases 452 to 1927 code for a protein of 491 amino acids.
UUUGCUCUCCUUGAACAACAUCAAAAACAAAGCCGGUUUGAAAAGAAUUGUGCCAAAAAAGACAAUCUAGAUUGUGACAACGAGACUCCGAUGUACUGUAUGUUGUCGGUGUACGGGAGAGUCCAAUUUGUGCUACGUGAUUAGUAUUGAACCUCCCUAAUGUUAGAAAUUGAAGCCGUCCAUCACCCCAGCCAGCAUUACGUACAUUCCCCGCUAUGAAGUGCUUCCGUCAAAGACUGACAUUUAGGGAAAUCGCUUUCAUAUAGUGUCACUCGUUUAAGAACCUCUUACAGGUUAUAUACCUGUUGGCAACUUGUGCAACUUUACCGGUCCAACUUGUUGCUUUUCUGUCACCCAUACCGGCACUGUCUCCCAGCAACCACCUGCAAAUUUCCUCAUUCUGUCGUAAACAUCCUGCCUCGCUGUCGCCUAAUCCGAUUUUCUCGCGACCAUGCCACGUUGUUACAUGGUGAAGAAGCAGAGCAACAAGUACCAGAGCAACGCGAGGGAAGUCUGGGAGAAAAAUUCUACUGCUCCAGAAAGUCCAACUGAGGGAUGUGUUGCACCUCCUUACUACUAUACAUCUCUUAAUGACAGUUCAGAUUUCAAUCCCGAAUUCGUACCAAAUGGCAGUCUUGAAGGCAUCAAAAAUGGAUCGAACCAAUUCUCAACUACCUCCCUCAGUCAAACGCACCAAAGUGUUCGGAGCGUCGAAGAAACUGAAGCUGCCCACGAUCUCCUUUCCUUGUCUCAAAGUUUACCACCCCUUCAGGCUCCUUCAGCCGUCACUAUACACGCAACCUUGCCAACAGAGGAAGCCAUAUUAUCUCCAAGGCUACACUCGCCGUCACCCCCGGAAAUCAGCCUCAAACACCCUAAACCCCAAAUCAUAAUGCCGAUACCCUGCUACCCUUCCCCCAUAGUCUACGUGGUCCAAAUGCCCCCCAUCCCCACCCCUCCAACGUCAGACUACUCCUCGGACACCGAGAACCUACAGACCCCAACCUUCACCACGUUCGAUAAGAUAAAAUUCACGAAUGUCCAAGCACCAUCCGAAGACCAGAGGAGCGACAUCUUGAUACUGCCGCUGUCUCCGGAACCGGAAGUUGUAGAGGUUGGGGGUUCGGCGGCAGCAGAUCGAUUGAGGAUGGCGGGAGGGGGCGAUACUGUCAAAAUGGAAACUGUGAUAGCGUCCUGUCCGUUGGACAUACCGGACAGGCGGAAACGCAAAAACAAAAGGACCAAUAAAACUAAGAAGACUUCAAAGAACAACAACAACGUAAACGAUGCGGAACAGUCGGCGUCAGCUAACCUCAGGACACCGAAGGGGCCUAAACCAAAGAAGUACUACAAAGUUGUAGCCGUCGAAGAAGUCGAGCAAGACUACCGAGUUCCAACAACACCGAUGGAAGUGGUGACCGAGAUCAAGACGAAUCGUUACGUCUGCGGAGAGUGCGGAAAACAAUAUGCGACAUCGAGUAAUCUGUCCAGACACAAGCAGACCCACCGGAGCCUGGACUCCAACAACGCCAAGAAAUGUCUGACCUGCGGUAAGGCCUACGUUAGCAUGCCAGCCCUGGCGAUGCAUCUUUUAACCCACAAAUUAUCACACUGUUGCGGCGAAUGCGGUAAGCAAUUUUCCAGACCUUGGCUGCUCCAAGGUCACCUCAGGUCGCAUACGGGAGAAAAACCCUACGGAUGCGCGCACUGUGGAAAGGCAUUCGCAGACAGGAGUAAUUUGAGGGCGCAUAUGAUGACGCAUUCUCCCGAGAAAAAUUUCAGCUGUUUCAAAUGUAAAAAAACUUUUGUACUUAAAUCGUAUUUGAAUAAGCAUCAAGAGUCGGCCUGUUUGACUGCUGAGGAGAGGAGGAAGUUAGAGAGUGAAACUAAGUCCGUUCAUGUUGAAACCCAAACAGUUUCCCAAUGAAAACAGCGUAAACUUUUUUAAAAAUCAAGUUCACUAUUCAUUCUGUACAGGUAAAGAACGAUAUAAAAUAUUUGCAGAGUUGGAGUGAGAUUUCGA